AGUUCCGGUUUGCCGCGAAAUGUAAAACUGUUGAGCUAAAUCAUUCUUUGUUGAGAAAAUACACGAAAUGUAAAACUAUUAGGCUAAAUAAUUAUAUCUUCGUUGAGAAAACACACGAAAUGUCAGAAAAUUUGGCAAGAUGGAAAAAUCCCAAAGAUGUAAUGAAGAUGCACACAAUGAGAAAAGGAAGACGAGCUAACCCGAAGAGUGGAAAUGUGGAAACGAAGAAAACGUUUCGUAUAUUCCGAGAUUCUCAUAGUGUUACAAACACUCACGGGACGGGUAAACGAAAAAAUCCCUUUAGUUGUCAGUUUGCUUCUAGUAAAAGGAAACGGAUUCGGGAUGAAAAUAAUGGACAUUCGCCAAAGAAGGUUUUAGUAGAGACGAAUCAAAACCUCUUUAAUGUUUUGUCCCCAAAGAAAAAUUUAUUCAAACACCAGCAGACACAAAAGAACAUUGAAGUUAAAUCAGACGAGAAUCUACUCUGUGAAAAUGUGGUUUUUCAGAAUACUAAUGACAGAACAGAUGACAAGUGUGAUCUGUUGCAAGUUCUUCCAAUUGACUGGAGUCUGAAGGUGAAGGCGCGAGUCACGUCUUCUAGCUCCUUGGCUUGGUGCACACAGGUUAAAACACUGGAAGAAGCUCAAGGUGUGACGGCCCAUGUCCACUGUACUGACCAGUUUAUCAGUGGGGAGGAGAAGGUUGCCUUUCUAAGUUACUGUCACCACUGGGUUCAUCCAAACCUGCCCUGGCUACCGGUGUUUCCGAGGAUUGUCUCAGAUGUCAGAAUCAGCACAUCAUCGAUGUCCCUGCCUAGUGAGAUUCAGUGUGCACUGCAUAAAGACUGGAUGGCGAGUUUCUCCUCUGUAUUCCAUCAGCUUCGCUCAGAGAUGUGUCCAUACUUCUACAUGUGCACCCAUCAGUUCACAGUUCUGUUCUGCGCACCUGGUGUUCACGGAGAAUCAAUGUCUGCUUUACUGAGCCCAACCACUCGCGGCUUCAGAGAGGCGCUUCACAAUGAAGGUAUCUUGUUUACAAUGCCGAACCUGGACAAGAGCCAGAAAGACUCGCCAGGUUGUAGAGAUCCAGACAAGCUAGCUGACAUCACCGAGGAGGACACACACAACAUCUGUUUGCAAUCGCCCGAUGAUGAUGGUAUUUGCCCUGAUGAUGAUGGUAUUUCCCCGGAUGAUGACUGUGACGUCCUGCACACAGAUGAAGGUGCCUCAGUCUGGCUGGAGUCAAUGGGUUUAGACAAGAAACAUUUCCCGUCUCUAGACCCUGGCAAAGUGAAGCUACAGCGCGAAGGUUUCCGGCAGGUUGACAGCCGGCCUCAGUCUCUGGUGUUUGUGGAAGGUGAUCAGGUGCAGGCCUUGUUUAACUUCCUCCUCAACUGUCGCACAUGCACCGCUACCAGUGGACCUCAGGCGGGACUCCCACCAACAUUACUGUCUCCUGUGGCCUUCCGUGGAGCAACUCUUAAACCCAACAUGGUGAGGUGGUCUUCCUCCAAGAUGAUCAACAGCUCGGGACUCAAGAAGGAGCAGCACAUUCUGGAAAUAUGUGGGCCAUUACUACCGCACCAUGUGCUCAAUCUUACUGCACUCCUACGACGUACGCAAAACACGGAUGUGUCCUUCACCUUCAAAACACAUGAGACAUCGGCUGCUUUUAAUGUGAAGCAUGCUGGCUGUCUGGAGAAGAGUGGGCUGCACGCUGAUGUCUGCCGUUGUCUGGAGAAAAGUUGUCUGCACACUGACGUUCGCAGCUGUUUGGAGAAGAGUGGGUUGCAUGCCGACCUUCGCGGUUGUCUUGCGGGAAGUGAAGGUCUCCAGCAGAUGAAGGCCAUCAAAGAAGCAACAUGCUCCAAGCACGGCUUCUCGUAUACUGUGUAAUAU
Molecule: messenger RNA, 1898 nt
Organism: Gigantopelta aegis
Lineage: Eukaryota; Metazoa; Mollusca; Gastropoda; Neomphalida; Peltospiridae
Product: protein downstream neighbor of Son-like
Exons: 9
Coding region: 120-1895 (591 amino acids)
Biological process (GO): nuclear DNA replication
Cellular component (GO): nucleus
Source: RefSeq, a predicted model, not a curated record